Molecule: messenger RNA, 758 nt
Organism: Rubroshorea leprosula
Lineage: Eukaryota; Viridiplantae; Streptophyta; Magnoliopsida; Malvales; Dipterocarpaceae
Source: the annotation of a GenBank genome assembly
GCAGGAAAGCAUCUGGAUCUGCUCUGCUCUACUCUGUCCGGUUGCUGCUCUUGCCGGUUGUGGGUGCAAAUUCCUUUGAAUUUUCGGUUCCUGAUCGUUCUGUCAGUUUAGCACUGAGAUCGAGUCUUCGAUUUUAUGCGAGUGAGGUAAGUAAAUUUAUGGUAAUGCCCGUACUGUUUUUAAAAGCAUGUUUUGACUUGUUUUUGAAGUGGUGGCGGGACUAAACCCGUUUUAUGCAAAAGUAAGUAUGACUGAUUUGAAGUGAAAUUUUUAUGCUUUUCAUUAAAUUGAGCAUGCCUACUUGAGAUUUAAUUGAUUGUCCUGAUGAUUUGAAAGUGAUUGGUGAAUUAUGAUUUUUCUGUUAACUUCUGCCUGUUUUGUCUCCGAUGUGGUCAUGUUAUUAGUGACCCUGCUAGUGGGGGUUAAACGCUAGCACAUGUCGACAUGUUUACUGAUAUGAUCGGUAAAUUCUGACGCCUGCCAAUGGGCGAACACAUUGGUAAAUUCUGACGCCUGCCAGUGGGUGUUAUACGCUGGCCAUGACUUAUAGAGGAGACGUCUAUUUCGUUCCCGUAUUGUAUCCGUUUUUCGUGAUUGCACAUGUUGGCAUGCUAAGCGAGGUCAAGGACGGGGAAAAAGAAGGGGAGUGACGAGUUAGAAGGCUAGCCAUCUUGUAAAGUGAACAUAGAUUUUAGAUAUAGAUCAUGAUCUUGUAAACUAGACUUUAAUUGGAGAUUUUAUAAAGUCAUUUAAUGGAU